AUGGGGAUACUAUCGGAUGCAGAGAGAUGGGCUCUGGACCUGAUCAAGGUGUAUGCUGACUCUCGCAAGAUAGAGCAUCUGGAUCGGGUGAAUUUUGUUAUGUUAAACGUCGACAACACAAAGUGGGAGCAAGAAUUGGACGAGUUUGGUGUGGAGGGCAUCCCACAUUUUGCUUUCUUGGAUGGGAAAGGGAAUGAAGAAGGGAAUGUCGUUGGUAGACUCCCGAGACAAUAUCUGAUGGAGAAUGUUGCUGCUCUUGCUAAUGGAGAGCCUUCAGUACCUCAUGCUCGUGUUGUGGGAGAAUACAGCAGCGCUGAAUCCAGGAAAUUCUACAACCAAGGCCGCGAUGACUUCUUCAAGUCCGCGUCCGCCGCCACACAACUCCACCGUGCCGUCAACAUGCCACCCGGCCCUCUCGUCGCCCGACCCCGCGUCGUCGCCCUCCUCGACGCCGCCGAGCUCUCUCUUCUCUUCGACACCUCGCUCGUCGAGAAGAAAGAUUUCACUGGCACCUUCAUGCCCUCACUAAGCUCAACGGCGGUUUACCGGACCCUCUCCUAUCUCGACGUGCACGAACCCAACCACGCUCCUUUGAAAAAGCUCUUGUUCUUUCUCCUUUCAUCUCGUCGUCAGUCUGUGAUCCCUGAAUUCAGGAGGACUUUUGGGGAUCUUUUCCUCGGUCUCGAAUCUGAGAUCGCUAAAAGGGGCAAGGCUGAUUUCGGUGAGGCUAACGAUCAGGCCGCGUUCAAUUUUCUCGCGAGGUCUUUACUGGGUAAGGAUCCACUGGAGAGCAAGCUGGGAUCAGAUGGGCCGAAAUUGGUAACGAAAUGGGUACUUGUUCAGCUCGGGCCUCUUUUGACCCUCGGCCUGCCGAGUCUCCUGGAAGAUCUCGUUCUUCAUUCCGUUAGAUUACCAGCUGCUUUGGUGAAAUCCGACUACGAUAAGCUCGCCGCUUUUUUCCGCGAUUCCUCGGGUCCGGUUCUCGACGAGGCCGAGCGUCUCGGGAUCUCGAGGGAAGAAGCUGUUCAUAAUUUAUUGUUCACUAUUUGUUUCAACGCUUUCGGCGGUAUGAAAUUUCUCUUCCCCGGCUUAGUUAAGUGGGUCGGCCGAGCUGGAGCUAGACUUCACGGCAAGCUAGCGGAGGAGAUCGUUAGAUCCAACGGCGGAGAGGUGACGAUGAGAGCGAUGGAGGAGAUGCCGUUGAUGAAGUCGGUGGUUUACGAGGCGAUGAGGAUCGAGCCGCCGGUGCCGUUACAGUACGGGAGAGCGAGGAGGGAUUUUGUGGUGGAGAGCCACGACGCGGGCUUUGAGAUUCGUGCUGGGGAGCUGCUGUUUGGAUAUCAGCCGUUCGCUACGAAGGACCCGAGGGUUUUUGAGAGGGCUGAAGAGUUUGUCGGUGACCGGUUCGUUGGAGAGGGGGAGAGGUUACUAAAACACGUGCUGUGGUCUAAUGGACCGGAGACGGAGUCCCCGACGACGUCAAAUAAGCAGUGCGCUGGCAAAGAUUUUGUGCUGCUAGUCGCGAGGAUGUUGGUUGUUGAGUUAUUUAUGAGAUAUGACUCGUUUGAUAUUGAGGUUGGGUCGGGGCCUUUGGGUUCGUCUGUUAAGUUGACGUCGUUAAAGAGGGCUAGUUUUUGAAAGGAGGGAGAGUUGAGGGGGCUUUUUGUUAAAUUAUAGGUUUUUAGUGUGGGGGCCGCGCAAGCCCGUGAAAAGGAGGAUGGGGAUGGAUUAUUGAGUUGGAUAUGUUAGCAUGCAUUAUGUGUUUUUGCUGUUACUGGAAAUGGAACCUUGUAUGUAUUUUAUGUAGAAUCUCGUGUAGAAGUGGAAAUAUGUGCAUGAGAUCUUGAAAUUUGGAUUUUUA
Molecule: messenger RNA, 1861 nt
Organism: Asparagus officinalis (garden asparagus)
Lineage: Eukaryota; Viridiplantae; Streptophyta; Magnoliopsida; Asparagales; Asparagaceae
Product: allene oxide synthase 1, chloroplastic-like
Biological process (GO): cytochrome b6f complex assembly
Cellular component (GO): chloroplast thylakoid membrane
Molecular function (GO): heme binding; iron ion binding; oxidoreductase activity, acting on paired donors, with incorporation or reduction of molecular oxygen
Source: RefSeq, a predicted model, not a curated record